Molecule: messenger RNA, 2420 nt
Organism: Juglans regia (Persian walnut)
Lineage: Eukaryota; Viridiplantae; Streptophyta; Magnoliopsida; Fagales; Juglandaceae
Product: bifunctional dihydrofolate reductase-thymidylate synthase-like
Exons: 12
Coding region: 390-1976 (528 amino acids)
Biological process (GO): tetrahydrofolate biosynthetic process; one-carbon metabolic process; dTMP biosynthetic process
Cellular component (GO): mitochondrion; cytosol
Molecular function (GO): dihydrofolate reductase activity; thymidylate synthase activity
Source: RefSeq, a predicted model, not a curated record
UUUCCCUUUUCUUUUUUUCUACGCAGAGACACGAGAGAGAGAGAGAGAGGAAUGUUGGAGUCAGAGCGGUUUUGGGUUUAGUUGCUGGUUUCUGCAGUCUCUUUCUCGUGCCUUCGUGUUGUUGCUCUGCUACCAUUCUUCUCUGUCUCCUCCGAAAUGCCGCGUAGCUAGCCACCGACCAAAAUAAAAAGUCUCCCCCUCCUCCAUUUCCCUUCUAAACCCUUAUAUCUCUCAUCCCAAAUUCUCCCUCACUCUCUCCUUCCCUCCGAGUUAAGAUUUUGCGGUUCGGCCCGAGAUCGCCCGGUCCUACGGAACUUCUGCAAAAGUUGGCAGUGCGCUCCUUUUUCAAGCCAUCGUCUUUAAGUUUCUGUGAGGUUUUGACUUCAAUAAUGGCUGGUGACUCUUUGAUAAGCUCUAAUGGUCAUGGCAACGGCAACGGCCAGCCUGAUCCACAGAGAACUUACCAAGUUGUUGUGGCUUCAACCCGAGAAAUGGGUAUUGGUAGGGAUGGGAAAUUACCAUGGAAGUUACCUUCUGAUCUCAGAUUUUUUAAAGAUAUCACUACAAAUACAUCAGAUCCUGCGAAAAAGAAUGCACUUCUAAUGGGUAGGAAAACGUGGGAGAGUUUUCCCGUUGAGAGUCGGCCUCUGCCUGGUCGCCUUAAUGUUGUUCUGACUCGCUCUGGGAGUUUCGAUAUUGCAACUGCAGAAAAUGUUCUAAUAUGUGGAAGCAUGGCUUCUGCUUUGGAAUUAUUAGCUGGCCCCCCAUAUUGUCUGUCAAUUGAUAAAGUGUUUGUUAUAGGAGGCGGCCAGAUAUUGAGGGAAGCUCUCAAUGCGCCUAGAUGUGAUGCUAUCCACAUCACAGAAAUUGAGACAAGCCUUGAAUGUGACACAUAUAUCCCUGCAGUGGAUACCUCUAUAUUUCAGCCAUGGUACUCGUCCUUUCCUGUGGUGGAAAAUAAUAUUCGAUAUUCCUUCACGACAUAUGUUCGUGUUAGGAGUUCUGCGGGUGAAUCUUUUUGUCAAAACGGUGAUCUGGUCUUUGAUGGUAGUUCAGAUUCCAUUAAGUUUGAGGUCAAGAAGUUCUCUUUCUUGCCCAAGAUGCUCUUUGAGAGACAUGAGGAGCUCGUUUAUCUUAGAAUGGUUCAAGAAAUAAUCUCAGAUGGCACUCUCAAGGAUGAUAGGACGGGGACUGGUACUUUGUCGAAGUUUGGGUGCCAGAUGCGGUUCAAUCUGCGCAAAACUUUUCCUCUUCUUACCACUAAGAAAGUGUUUUGGAGAGGUGUUGUUGAAGAACUUCUGUGGUUUAUCAGUGGAUCAACAAAUGCCAAGGUCCUCCAGGAAAAAGGGAUUCAUAUAUGGGAUGGCAAUGCUUCUCGAGACUACCUUGAUAGCAUCGGUUUGACAGACAGGGAGGAAGGUGACUUGGGACCUGUAUAUGGAUUUCAAUGGAGACACUUUGGUGCUAGGUAUACUGACAUGCAUGCUGACUACAGUGGACAAGGAUUUGAUCAAUUGUUGGACGUUCUUGACAAGGUUAAAAAUAAUCCUGAUGACCGAAGGAUAAUACUCUCAGCAUGGAAUCCUUCUGAUCUCAAAUUGAUGGCACUUCCACCUUGCCACAUGUUUGCCCAGUUCUAUGUGGCCAAUGGCGAGUUAUCAUGCCAAAUGUAUCAGCGGUCUGCUGACUUGGGCCUCAGUGUGCCUUUUAACAUAGCAUCUUAUGCUCUCCUGACAUGCAUAAUUGCUCACGUUUGUGAUCUCAAGCCAGGUGAUUUUACCCAUGUUAUUGGGGAUGCUCAUGUUUACCGCACUCAUGUCCGACCUCUGCAGGAGCAGCUUCAGAAAUUCCCUAAGCCUUUUCCAAUUUUGAGGAUCAAUCCUGAGAGGAAGAACAUAGAUUCUUUUGUGGCUAGUGAUUUCAAACUCAUAGGUUAUGAUCCUCACCAGAAGAUAGAAAUGAAAAUGGCAUUAUAGCCAUCUUGUAGAGCUUUUCAAUUGAAAAGACUUGAGAGAAUGGUCCCUCCUAUCAGGCAAUAUUUGCCAUAGUUUUUAAGGCACAACUGUGGGAGGUUUAUGUUGAUAUUGAAUUCUAUACGAAUAAAAAACAAAAAAGGAGGAAAAAAAAAAAAACUAGUUGAAUAUACUUAAACUUGGACCUGCUGCAGUGAGGAGAAUCCUUCAGUUCCACGGAGUUUGGUGGUUCUAAGGUGAUUUAGUUAAAAUGAGGAGCUUCUGACUUUUUAAGUUUGUUUUUCCCUUUUUAUAUGUAGCUAUCACCUUUUUAAAAUAUAGCUGCAAUUACUCUGCCGGUGUUAUUGAAAGUAACCAGAGUUUAAAAUUUCGAAUUAUCUUAUAUAUUUUUGUUGAAAAUUACUCGGAUUGUGUUCUUGAGUUCUAUUUCAGUGAUUGUUGUGCUUU